Lynx canadensis (Canada lynx) is the source of this 7212-nucleotide messenger RNA. It is a transcript of the gene LRP1B, whose product is annotated as LDL receptor related protein 1B. Gene Ontology annotation, molecular function: calcium ion binding; protein binding. The record is from RefSeq and is a predicted model, not a curated record. NCBI's taxonomy places the organism in Eukaryota, Metazoa, Chordata, Mammalia, Carnivora, Felidae.
UUUGUGAUGGAGAGGACGAUUGUGGAGAUGGAUUAGAUGAAAGUGAUAGCAUUUGCGGCACUGCCACCUGUGCAACUGACAUGUUCAGCUGUCAGGGCUCCCAUGCCUGUGUGCCACGGCACUGGCUUUGUGAUGGUGAAAGGGACUGUCCAAAUGGAAGUGAUGAGCUCUCCACAGCAGGCUGUGCUCCCAAUAAUACAUGUGAUGAAAAUGCUUUCAUGUGUCAUAAUAAAGUGUGCAUCCCCAAGCAGUUUGUUUGUGACCAUGAUGAUGACUGUGGAGAUGGCUCCGAUGAGUCACUGCAGUGCGCAUAUCGACAGUGUAAUGUGGAAGAAUUUAGUUGUGCUGAUGGACGAUGCCUCCUAAGUACUCAAUGGCAGUGUGAUGGAGACUUUGAUUGCCCUGACCAUUCUGAUGAAGCACCUUUAAACCCAAAGUGCAAAAGUGCAGAACAGUCAUGCAACAGUUCAUUUUUUAUGUGCAAAAAUGGCAGGUGCAUUCCCAGUGGAGGUCUUUGUGACAGUAAGGAUGACUGUGGCGAUGGCUCAGAUGAGAGAAACUGCCAUAUAAAUGAAUGUUUGAGUAAGAAAGUCAGUGGAUGUUCUCAAGAUUGUCAAGACCUUCCAGUCAGUUACAAGUGCAAAUGCUGGCCUGGAUUCCAACUGAAGGAUGAUGGUAAAACAUGUGUGGACGUUGACGAAUGCUCCUUGGGAUUUCCGUGUAGCCAGCAAUGCAUCAAUACAUAUGGGACCUACAAGUGCUUUUGUACAGAUGGGUAUGAAAUACAACCUGAUAACCCAAAUGGCUGCAAAUCACUCUCAGAUUUUGAGAGUGCUCAGAGAACCUUUCUAAUUCUUGCUGAUCAUCAUGAAAUAAGGAAAAUUAGCACUGAUGGAUCCAACUACACACUCUUAAAAAAGGGAUUAAACAAUGUUAUUGCUAUAGACUUUGAUUACAGAGAAGAAUUCAUCUAUUGGAUUGAUUCUAGCCGACCCAAUGGCAGCCGCAUAAAUAGAAUGUGUUUAAAUGGAAGUGAUAUUAAGGUAGUGCAUAACACAGCUGUUCCCAACGCACUUGCUGUCGAUUGGAUUGGAAAAAACCUCUAUUGGUCUGACACAGAAAAAAGGAUCAUUGAAGUAUCCAAGCUCAAUGGCUUGUACCCUACUAUACUCGUUAGCAAAAAGCUGAAGUUCCCCAGGGACCUGUCUUUAGAUCCUCGAGCUGGGUAUUUGUAUUGGAUUGAUUGCUGUGAGUAUCCUCACAUUGGCCGUGUUGGAAUGGAUGGAACCAAUCAGAGUGUUGUCAUAGAAACCAAGAUUUCUAGACCUAUGGCACUAACUAUAGAUUAUGUCAACCGUAGACUCUACUGGGCUGAUGAAAAUCAUAUUGAAUUUAGCAACAUGGAUGGAUCUCAUAGACACACAGUCCCUAAUCAAGAUAUUCCAGGGGUGAUUGCACUAACAUUGUUUGAAGACUACAUCUACUGGACUGAUGGGAAAAAGUCACUCAGCCGUGCCCAUAAAACCUCUGGAGCAGACAGACUCUCACUGAUUAACUCAUGGCAUGCCAUCACAGAUAUCCAGGUGUAUCAUUCUUAUAGACAACCUGAUGUCUCUAAACAUCUCUGCAUGAUUAAUAAUGGCGGUUGCAGUCAUCUGUGCCUCUUAGCCCCCGGAAAGACUCACACCUGUGCAUGUCCCACCAACUUCUAUCUUGCAGCUGACAACAGGACUUGCUUAUCCAACUGCACAGCCAGUCAGUUUCGUUGCAAAACUGAUAAAUGUAUUCCAUUCUGGUGGAAAUGUGACACUGUGGAUGACUGUGGCGACGGAUCUGACGAACCUGAUGACUGUCCUGAAUUUAAAUGUCAGCCAGGCAGAUUCCAGUGUGGAACUGGACUCUGUGCUCUUCCUGCUUUCAUCUGUGAUGGAGAGAAUGACUGUGGAGACAAUUCUGAUGACCUCAACUGUGACACACAUGUCUGCCUGUCAGGUCAGUUCAAGUACAAGAACCAAAAAUGUAUCCCGGUAAAUCUCAGAUGUAAUGGACAAGAUGACUGUGGGAUGAGGAAGAUGAAAGGGGACUGUCCCGAAAACAGCUGUUCUCCAGACUAUUUCCAAUAAACUACUAAACACUGCAUUUCCAAGCUGUGGGUUUGUGAUGAGGAUCCAGACUGUGCGGACGCAUCAGAUGAGGCCAACUGUGACAAAAAGACUUGUGGACCUCAUGAAUUCCAGUGUAAAAACAACAACUGUAUUCCAGAUCACUGGCGGUGUGAUAGCCAAAAUGACUGCAGUGAUAAUUCAGAUGAAGAAAACUGUAAGCCUCAGACCUGCACAUUGAAAGAUUUUCUCUGUGCCAAUGGGGACUGUGUUUCUUCGAGGUUCUGGUGUGAUGGAGAUUUUGACUGUGCAGAUGGCUCCGAUGAGAGAAAUUGUGAAACAAGUUGUUCCAAAGAUCAGUUCCAGUGUUCCAAUGGCCAGUGUAUAUCAGCAAAGUGGAAAUGUGAUGGCCAUGAAGACUGUAAAUAUGGAGAAGAUGAGAAAAACUGUGAGCCAGAUUCUCCUACGUGCUCAUCAAGUGAAUAUAUAUGUGCCAGCCGAGGAUGUAUUUCAGCAUCUUUGAAAUGUAAUGGAGAAUAUGAUUGUGCUGAUGGUUCAGAUGAGAUGGACUGUGUGACUGAGUGUAAGGAAGAUCAGUUUCGAUGCAGAAAUAAAGCCCACUGUAUUCCAAUUAGAUGGCUUUGUGAUGGCAUUCAUGACUGUGUGGAUGGCAGUGAUGAACAGAACUGUGACAGAGGAGGAAAUAUAUGUAGAGCAGAUGAGUUUCUCUGCAAUAAUUCCCUUUGCAAACUACAUUUCUGGGUGUGUGAUGGAGAAGACGACUGUGGAGACAACUCAGAUGAAGCCCCUGAUAUGUGUGCCAAGUUUCUUUGCCCACCCACAAGACCUUACAGAUGCAGAAAUAACAGAAUAUGCCUGCAGCCUGAGCAAAUGUGCAAUGGGAUUGAUGACUGUGGGGACAAUUCCGAUGAAGAUCACUGUGGUGGUAAGCUUACAUACAAAGCAAGACCAUGUAAAAAAGAUGAGUUUGCUUGCAAUAAUAAAAAAUGUAUCCCCAUGGACCUCCAGUGUGAUCAACUUGAUGACUGUGGAGAUGGUUCAGAUGAACAAGGCUGCAGAAUAACUCCUGCUGAAUAUACCUGUGAAGAUAAUGUGAAUCCGUGUGGAGAUGAUGCAUAUUGUAAUCAAAUAAAAACAUCUGUUUUUUGUCGCUGUAAGCCUGGAUUUCAGAGAAACAUGAAAAACAGACAGUGUGAAGACCUUAAUGAAUGUUUGGUGUUUGGCACAUGUUCCCACCAAUGUAUAAAUGUGGAAGGGUCAUAUAAAUGUGUGUGUGACCAGAAUUUUCAGGAAAGGAACAACACCUGCAUAGCAAAAGGCUCUGAAGAUCAAGUUCUCUACAUUGCUAAUGACACUGAUAUCCUGGGUUUUAUAUAUCCAUUCAACUACAGUGGCGAUCAUCAACAAAUUUCUCAUAUUGAACAUAAUUCAAGGAUAACAGGGAUGGAUGUAUAUUAUCAAAGAGAUAUGAUUAUUUGGAGUACUCAGUUUAAUCCAGGCGGGAUCUUCUACAAAAGGAUCCAUGGCAGAGAAAAAAGGCAAGCAAACAGUGGCUUGAUUUGUCCUGAAUUUAAAAGGCCCAGGGACAUAGCAGUUGACUGGGUUGCUGGAAAUAUUUAUUGGACUGAUCAUUCUAGAAUGCACUGGUUCAGUUACUAUACAACUCACUGGACUAGUCUGAGGUACUCUAUCAACGUAGGGCAGCUCAAUGGCCCCAACUGCACCAGACUCUUAACAAACAUGGCUGGAGAACCCUAUGCUAUUGCUGUAAAUCCUAAAAGAGGGAUGAUGUACUGGACUGUCGUUGGGGACCACUCCCACAUAGAAGAAGCAGCCAUGGAUGGCACUCUGAGAAGGAUUUUAGUACAAAAGAAUUUGCAAAGACCCACAGGUCUGGCUGUGGAUCAUUUUAGUGAACGAAUAUACUGGGCUGACCUUGAGCUUUCUGUUAUUGGCAGUGUUCUGUAUGAUGGCUCUGAUUCAGUAGUCUCUGUCAGCAGCAAACAAGGCUUGUUACAUCCACAUAGGAUUGAUAUCUUUGAAGAUUAUAUAUAUGGAGCAGGACCUAAAAAUGGUGUAUUUCGAGUACAAAAAUUUGGCCAUGGUUCAGUAGAGUACCUAGCUUUAGAUGUUGAUAAAACGAAAGGUGUUUUGAUAUCUCAUCGCUAUAAACAGCUAGACUUACCCAAUCCAUGCUUGGACUUAGUGUGUGACUUCCUGUGUUUGCUGAAUCCUUUUGGAGCCACCUGUGUGUGCCCAGAAGGAAAAUACUUGAUUAAUGGUACUUGCAAUGAUGACAGCCUGUUAGAUGAUUCAUGCAAACUGACUUGUGAAAAUGGAGGAAGAUGCCUUUUAAAUGAGAAGGGUGAUUUGAGGUGUCACUGUUGGCCUAGUUAUUCAGGAGACAGAUGUGAAGUCAAUCACUGUAGCAACUACUGUCAAAAUGGAGGAACUUGUAUGCCAUCAACACUGGGAAGACCCACCUGCAGCUGUGCACUGGGGUUCACUGGACCAAACUGCGGGAAGACCGUCUGUGAGGAUUUCUGUCAAAAUGGAGGAGCCUGCAGUGUCACUGCCGGCAACCAGCCCUCCUGCCACUGCCAGCCUGAGCACACCGGAGACAGAUGCCAGUACUAUGUUUGUCACCACUACUGUGUGAAUUCUGAAUCCUGUACCAUCGGGGAUGAUGGAAGUGUUGAAUGCGUCUGUCCAACACGCUAUGAAGGUCCAAAAUGUGAGGUUGACAAAUGUAUAAGGUGCCAUGGGGGCCACUGCAUUAUAAAUAAAGACAGUGAAGAUAUAUUUUGCAACUGCACUAAUGGAAAGAUUGCCUCUAGCUGUCAGUUAUGUGAUGGCUACUGUUACAAUGGUGGCACAUGCCAGCUGGACCCUGAGACAAAUGUACCUGUGUGUCUAUGCUCCACCAACUGGUCAGGCACACAAUGUGAGAGACCAGCCCCAAAAAGCAGCAAGUCUGAUAAUAUUAACACAAGAAGCAUUGCCAUCAUUGUGCCUCUUGUCCUCCUGGUGACUUUGAUAACAACCUUAGUAAUUGGUUUAGUGCUUUGUAAAAGAAAAAGAAGGACAAAAACUAUUAGAAGACAGCCUAUUAUCAAUGGAGGAAUCAAUGUAGAAAUUGGCAAUCCAUCUUAUAACAUGUAUGAGGUGGAUCAUGAUCACAACGAUGGAGGUCUUUUAGAUCCUGGGUUUAUGGUAGAUGCAACAAAGGCCAGGUACAUAGGGGGAGGGUCCAGCGCUUUCAAGCUUCCACACACAGCGCCGCCCAUCUACCUAAACUCUGAUUUGAAAGGACCACUUACUGCUGGGCCAACAAAUUACUCCAAUCCAGUGUAUGCAAAAUUAUAUAUGGAUGGGCAAAACUGUCGAAACUCCUUAGGAAGUGUUGAUGAAAGGAAAGAACUGCUUCCAAAGAAAAUAGAAAUUGGGAUAAGAGAGACAGUGGCAUAAUCAGCUAUACCUUUUAUAUGCUGUAUAAAUGUAUAAAAUAUAAGGAUGACUUUUGUAUGUUCCAAUAGUAUUUUACUUGUUUUGGCAUCAGCAUUACCUCUUUCUUUAUCUUUUUCCUGGUUAAUUGUUUUCUGAGUUUUCUGGGUUUUGUUUUUUGCUGAUGACUGUUGAUUGACCAUUUGUAUGGUAUUUUUAUGAAAAAGAACUGCACUACAAUACAAUUUACAACAAUGCUGCUGAUAUGAUUCACCUUUGAAUUUGUUAAAAUUAAAAACAACAUAUUCCUUUGUAGUGUGAAUAUGAGCAAUCUAUUUUGUAUGAAGUUUUUGGUUCUACUUAAUCAACAAAGAGAAUCUCUGCACUUUUUCACUGUAUGAUCUGGAAGCUGUAAAACAAUGUCAUUUUAUUUUUCCAUUUAAAUUGAUGGAAGAAUGAUUGAAUGGUCAACUCUCUUCUUUGUGCCCAUUAAGAUUGAUUCAGACUGCUGAAAAUAUCCAGCCCUCACAAGUCCAGCAUCACCUGCUUUAAAAUUAGCCUUAGAUUGCCACAUGAUAGAUGAGAAUUUUGAGGAAAAACUUUUAAAAACAUAUAAAAUUAAUAAUGUGCAUGGAUACAUACGACUACAUUUGCCAAAAUUUAGUGUACUCUAUGUGAUAUACUAAACAUAUACACCCUGUAAACAAUAGUUAUAUUUAGGUGGUAGAACAUAGCAAAAAAUAUAAUCAGAAGCGGAAAAACCACACCUGCUAUGGGAUAAGACCUUUUGUUCUCCCUCAGUCCUGAGGUCAACAGCCAGCAGAGAGCACAACAGGGCAUUGGGUACACAUGCCUUAGGAAGUUCUUCCCAGUCAUGUGCAUUUUGUGGAAGAUUAACCCAACCCCUUACCACACAGAACACUGAACAAUAAUAUAUAAGCACACAAAUUGAAGACAGAAUUUCAAUUAUGUGAAUGCAUUCUCUUUGCUAGGUCAAAAGGAACGGCAAAACAGCCAUUGCCAUGUAGAGUACUUGGGAAAUGUUUUCAAUACACAAUAUGGCUAACCCAUCACUUGCCCUAUUCAAAAUGUAUUCUUAAAGGACUUUCCAAGUUAUAGAAGAAAACUUAUCUACCCCAACUCAAAGGUGGAGAGUAGAAAUGCUGACCAGUUACUCUGGUACUCCGGUUUCUUUGGUUUAUGCACAACACAUGGACCCCAUUCACUCUUUUGUUUGUUUUCAAAUUUUGAUUGAAACAAGUACAAUUUAUUUAAGUUGUAUAAAAAGGAUAGCAUUUUUAUACAGAUAUCUUUAAAGGCACAAAAGAUUUAUUCACAAGGUAUGGAGGGCUUUUUGUUCCUCUGAUAGACAUGACUGACUUUUAGCUGUCAUAAUGUAUUAACCUAACAGAUGAAAUAUGUUUGUGGUUGCUCUUUAUCCCUUUGUACAAGCAUUAAAAAAAACUGCUGUUUUAUAAAGAGACUUUUUGUUGUACUAUGUGCAUGCAUACUACCUAUUUCUAAACUUUGCCAUAUUGAGGCCUUUAUAAACUAUUGAUUUAUGUAAUACUAGUGCAAUUUUGCUUGAACGAUGUUAUGCAUAUCAUAAACUUUUUCAGGUUCUUGUUUAAGUACAUUUUUUAAA